AUGUGGGUUUACAACUCUCCUCUCCUCCACCGGGCAUACGCGCCUGGCUUGAUCACGAUAUUUUCGGGUGUCGUACUCUCGGCAAGUUCUUGCAUCCUGAGAUUUUGGCUGUUUGAUGAAAAAGGUGUGUUAAUUGGUGAUGGAGAAGAAGUGAAGUUGCUCGUGAACUAUUGUAUGACUGAAAUGAACACACGAGUGAUUGAAUCUGAUAGUGGGCAUCAUUUGGCAGGGGAUAAUGAGUCAUGUCUUGAGGAGGCAAAUGAGAAACCAUGCAUUGAUAAUGUAAUUAGCCCUUGUGCAGUUACCGGAAGUGUGGGAGUGAUGAUUGAAUCCAAUUGUAGUGCGUCAGUUCAGGUAACUGAUAAGGUAUUAGACUGCAUGGAUGAUAGCCGAACAAAGGGAUCCUCGAAAGACACUGAAUCUCAACCUGUGCUGGAAACCCGCGUGAACGAUCCAAAAUCUUGCUCGGAAAUCGAUCUAAAAGAAUGUGACAACUGCACCGAGUCGGAACCUUGCAGUGGAAGUGGUGAAGACCAUUGCUUGGGGAAAUUAGAAAAUGAAACACCGAACAACUUAAAGGUAGAGUCCGAGCCAGUUGUGAAAGAUGGUGAAAUGGACACGUGCAUGGAGGAUCGUAUUGGUGGUGUCGAGCCCUGUACCGAAAAUGGGGUGAAAGAGCCUACUAAUGAUGAUGUGCACUCUGAAGUUUCGAAUCCAAAUCCUUCCCCAAAGCACGUUGCCUCGAGUUUGACGAUUAGCAGCCAAGUAGAUGUGGUUGGUAGUGAUCAUGGUGGCUGCGGAGAAAUCACAUCUGUUUGCCAGAGUUUAUAUGCUGAUGAUAGUUUCUGUGAAAGCAAGUUGGAAUCAUUUUCCAAAGAUAGUGUGGUUCUUGAAAUUCCAAAGCAUGUUAGGCCCAGUGGUAUUAGGAAGAUCACAUUUAAGUUCAGUAAACGGAAGGUGGUUAGUGAUGGCGACCAAUUAGCUGCUGUUGAGCCGUUGGAUGAUUACAAAAGUGACGAGGGGUUUUAUGAUAACAGAGUAUCUUUGUCACCCUCAGCACGCUUAACCCGUAAUGACUUUGAGAAUCAGGGUUGGAGUGCUUUGGAAAAUGAGGAAUUGAAUUUAAACUUGGAUUGCAUGGAGUUUCAGGACUCUCGAAGCCCUUCAUUCUGUGCCCCCAACAGGGAACUGAAGAUGUCUAAGAAGGUCGUCCCAGAUAAUUAUCCCACUAGUGUUAAGAAACUUUUGUCUACUGGGAUUCUGGAAGGUGCCAGAGUUAAAUAUAUUUCGAUAUCUGGCAUGAAGGAGAUUCCAGCAGUCAUAAAGGAUGGAGGUUACUUGUGUGGUUGUUGCAGCUGCAAUUUCAGUAAAGUUGUUAGUGCCUAUGAGUUUGAAAUUCAUGCUGGUGCCAAGACUAGGCAUCCAAAUCAUCGUAUAUAUUUGGAGAAUGGGAAGCCUAUCUACAGCAUAAUUGAAGAACUAAGGAAUGCCCCUCUCAGUACAAUUGACAGUGUUAUAAAAGCUGUGGCAGGUUCUUCUGUAAAUGAGGAGUACCUCCGGGCCUGGAAAGACCCCCUAUCUUGCUUCAUGCCAGUAUUCUAUUGUAACUCCCUUCAGGCAGCCACGGUAUAUGGAGCCGCCAGUGGAGCAAAAGCGCCUGGUCAAGAAGUUUGUUCUCCCCCUCCCUCCCACCCUCCUUCCCUAUCUUUAUCUCUAUCUUUAUUCACACACACAUGCAGGUUUCUAAGUUCAAACAUCAUAUGCAGGCCUAGGCAGAAUAACUCAUAUUGGGAACAGAAGAAAGUUGGUGAAGGUGGCAACAAAAAGAGGCAUGGUUUCUGUCUUCUGGAUAAUGAUUUGCAUAAACUACUUUUCAUGCCUAAUGGACUGCCUGAUGGGACCGAUGUGGCUUAUUAUUCUAAAGGGAAGAGGAUUCUUAAGGGUUACAAGCAGGGUAAUGGUAUAGUCUGCAGUUGUUGUAACUCUGAGAUAAGUCCAUCGCAGUUUGAGGCCCAUGCUGGAGGGGCAGCAAAAAGGCAACCUUAUCGUCAUAUAUAUGCGGCCAGUGGGUUGACACUUCAUGAUAUAGCCUUGAUGCUAGCAAAUGGCCAAAAUAUUAACUCCAGUGGCAGUGAUGACAUGUGUGCUGUAUGUGGAGAUAGGGGUGAACUUAUGAUAUGCAAUGGAUGCCCUCGAGCUUUUCAUGCCGCUUGUUUAGGUUUACAGUGUCCCCCCACCGGUGACUGGCAUUGUCAAUAUUGCAAAGACAGAUUUGGUCCUGGCCGGAAAGCAUCUUCUGGGUCACGACAUAUUAUUCUAAGGUUAAAUAGAGUUGUCAAAGCGCCAGAAUUUGAGCCCGGUGGUUGUGUUAUCUGCAGAUCACAGGAUUUCAGUGCAGUUAAAUUUGAUGACAGGACAGUGAUAAUUUGUGAUCAGUGUGAAAAGGAGUAUCAUGUUGGUUGUCUGCGCGAGUUGGGAUUGUGUGAUCUGAAAGAACUUCCUGAAGAUAAAUGGUUUUGUCGUGAUGAAUGCCAUAAGAUUUUUGAAGCACUUCAGAAUUUGGCCUGCAGUGGUCCUAAGGUGAUUCCAGCUUCAGUAUCGGGCACAAUUUAUGAGAAGCACGAAAAAUUAGGUUUCAACACCACACAAAAGAAUGAUAUCCAGUGGUGUGUCUUAAAUGGAAAAAGUCGCUUUCCCGAGCAUAUAUUGCUGCUUUCUCGAGCUGCAGCAAUCUUUCGUGAAUGCUUUGACCCUAUUGUUGCCAAGUCUGGUCGGGAUCUCAUCCCAGUUAUGGUUUAUGGGCGGAACAUCUCCGGUCAAGAAUUUAGUGGAAUGUAUUGUGUUGUUUUAAUUGUACAGUCAGUCGUUGUAUCAGCUGCUCUUCUCAGGAUAUUUGGACGAGAUGUUGCCGAACUUCCUCUAGUGGCAACUAGUAGAGAAAAUCAAGGAAAGGGCUAUUUUCAAGCUCUGUUUUCCUGCAUCGAGAGGCUUCUUUCGUCUAUGAGUGUGAAACACCUGGUCCUCCCUGCUGCUGAGGAAGCUGAACCUAUGUGGACUAAUAAGCUGGGAUUCAGAAAGACUAGCAGUGAACAAAUGCUCAGGUACAGGGAUUAUCAGCUAACAGUCUUUAAGGAUUUAGAUGGCAACGGAGAUUUUACGGCCCAGGUUCGGAGUCCAUCCGACGUCGUUCUGACGAUCUUACGGGUCGGAGGCAGAUCCAGUCGCUGUCGCCGGCCGACGUCUUCGCCGUAUCCGCUUCGCCCUGUCGCCGUCUCCCAGAUCCGUCCCCCUGCCUUCGUUCUCUCAGAUCCGUCCCCCUCCAAUUUCGAAUUCCUAUUGCAUGUGCUUUCACGGCGGUCCGUCGGAGAUGGCGCCGCAUCGCCAAUCACGACCGUCCAUGAUGCUCGCCUCCAUCUCCACUGUAGGGCCUUCGCGAAGGUCCUGGAGCUCCUUGUCUGUUCUGAUGCCGGCAUCUCAAUUGAUUUGACCCUGGGCUCUCUUAGACUCAUCACAGCCGCCGACGACCUCGGCAACGAGGUAUGCGCCGUCCCCGAUGAAGGCCCUGCCGCUGUAUAG
Molecule: messenger RNA, 3576 nt
Organism: Striga hermonthica
Lineage: Eukaryota; Viridiplantae; Streptophyta; Magnoliopsida; Lamiales; Orobanchaceae
Source: the annotation of a GenBank genome assembly